AUGUCACGGAGGUCUGCGAGAGUCCCCAAGCCACCGACCAGACUCAUCGAGGAGUCUUCAGAGAAUAUUUCUCAUGAGGAGAGACCGCUGGCACGGUUUGCCCCCAAAAGAAGCCCUGGUGUGCAGCCCCCCCUCAAUACUGGAAACCCAUCGCCAGUUGAAAUAUUUUCGCUGUAUUUCGACAGGGAAGUCCUCCAGAUGUUGUGCUCACACACCAAUCUGAAAGCUCAGCUGAACCUGGAGAGGGGAAAAAGGUUUGCCUGGGCUGAAAUAACCCCCCCAGAGAUGAAGCAGUACCUGGGGAUGCUGACGUUUAUGGCGGUGCUGCGAUUACCAAAAGCAAGGGAUUUUUGGAGAAAGGACACAAUUUUUCAUGUGCCGUUUCCUGCAUCUGCCAUGACAAGAGACCGUUUCCUUGCCAUCUCAUACAAUCUCAACAUCAGCAAUCCCCUUGACAGUGAGCAAAAUGACAGGCAAAGGGGCACAGAGCAAUAUGACUGCCUCCACCGGGUCAGACCCCUGUACGAACUCCUGAGAACCCGCUGCAUGGCUGUUUAUCAUCCACGCCAACACAUCUCUGUGGAUGAAAGGAUGGUGGCAACCAAGGCCAGGCUGUCCAUAAAGCAGUACAUGAAGGCCAAGCCGACAAAGUGGGGUCUAAAAUUUUUCGUUCUAGCGGAUGUAAAUGGCUACACUGUUGACUUUCGGCUGUACACAGGCAAGUCUGCAUUUGCAUCUGGGAAGGGGCUGUCCUUUGAUGUUGUCACGUCCCUGGUCAACAAGGACUUCCUGGGCUCGGGCUACACAGUGUAUUGUGACAACUUUUACACAAGCCCUGAGCUCUUCAGCCACCUCAGCCGGCAGGGAUUUGGUGCAUGUGGGACCUACCGUCAGGGAAGAGUUGGUGUCCCAUCCACUCAGGAGAAUGCGGUGAAUAAAAGGUCACCCCGGGGAACAAUUAGGUGGAUCCGGGAUGGUGACCUGCUCUUCGUGAAGUGGAUGGACACGAGAGAGGUCUCCAUGUGCACCAACAUCCACCCAGUCUACACUGGUGAAACAGUGCUGCGCUGGCAAAAGACAGCUGACGGACGACGUGAAAGGGUCGCCAUCCCCAGACCAACUGCUGUGUCUGAGUACAAUAAAUACAUGGGUGGGGUGGAUACAUCUGACCAGAUGCUGGGGACUAACUCAGUUCACCGCAAGACCCGGCGGUGGACAAUGACAGUAUUCCAACACCUGGUUGAUGUUGCACUCACAAACAGUUACAUCAUCCACAAGGAGAUAUGUAACAGCCAGCAGCAGGGAUACAUGACACGCCAGACAUUCCAGGAGCAGCUGUCUGCCCAGCUCCUGGGCGUGGCACUGGACGCCAGGCCGGUGAAGACCCCCAGCCAAGGCCAUUUCCCUGUGCCUGUCUCUCCCAGCCAGGGACAAGAGAAGUCACAGAGAGCAAGCAUGGGGAGACAACGAUGCACUCUGUGUAAACGGAGCACCCCCUGGAGGUGUGCAGAGUGUGGUGUUGGCCUUUGUCUGCAGCUUGAAAGAAACUGUUUCCUCAUGUUCCACCAAAGGCAAUAAAAAACG
Messenger RNA from Myripristis murdjan (pinecone soldierfish), 1584 nucleotides. RefSeq names its product piggyBac transposable element-derived protein 4-like. The record is from RefSeq and is a predicted model, not a curated record. Lineage: Eukaryota; Metazoa; Chordata; Actinopteri; Holocentriformes; Holocentridae. The transcript has 5 exons. Bases 1 to 1578 code for a protein of 525 amino acids.